AUGGAGUCGAACACUCCAUGUCAACAACGAACCCUGGAAGCACUUCCCCAGGAAGUGCUCGAGACGAUUGCCGAGUUCUGCGGCGACGUCGCUAGCAUCUCACCAAACGAACAGAGAGACACGUUCCUUCACGAUGUCAUUUAUCCAUACCUAGACUCGGCGACGUCGAACACCUGGCAGCCAGCGUACAGGGAUCUCCAAGCACUGGCACUUACGUCCAAGACCUUCACAAACCCGGCACAGCGCGCCCUCUUCAAGGUUGCCAUAGUCAAAACCACCGGCCACCUAGUGCGCCUUCUGCACAGCUUAUUGCUUUAUCCAAGCAACCGACGCUACGUCCGCUGUUUUGUAGCCAUUAUCGACGACUAUCCGCGUCCAUUGCCUCAUCGGUUCAUCGCUCCUCAGCCUCUGGUGCUGGAUAGACUCAGAAUCACGCUUCCCAUCAUUGACUCUACGGUCGUCAAUUUGCACACCAUUGAGGACCAGCUCCUCACGGCCACUAUCCAGCUGUGCCCAAAAUUAACAGCUAGUCGCGUCUGCUUCGGCUUGCCACAACGUCAUACAGAGCGACCGGCUCCGGCAACCCAACCGGUCGAGGAUCCUCCCAUCUAUGCAACACUCCUCGACAGCCAUCACGACCUACAGCUCAAGUCUCUAACACUCGACUUCGGCGCCCUUCUUUCACUCACAAAUAUAAGGCGCUAUAUCUCCGGUUACCAGAUCGGAUUGCCCCCUUCCGUGGAGCGGCUUACACUCGUGGGUAACAGAACAAUGGAUUCGGUACUCUCUUACCAUUUGUUUGAUCUUACCAUCUUCGCCAGAUUUCUCAGCACGAACAAUAAGCUGCGUCAAUUGCGUAUGCUUCAUGGAUUCGAUAAGCUGGUAAGUUACAAACGGUUUCGAGUCUAUCAACCCCCGCGGGAGAACUGGAACUCCCUCCUCCUCAAAUACCGCAAUACCCUCGAAGUGUUGGUCAUGGAUCUGUACGGUUCAUGGAGAGCCAUCCCGCAGGCGCGGUAUAGACACUCUGGCAUGUUGGAUUGUCUCGUGAAAAUGGAGAAGCUACGUUGUCUUGGAGUACCGCUCCAUGCUCUUGGAAGUGCUGAAUUCGGUCUCCCUCUGGGCGCAGAAGACUGGGAAGUCACAUCGUCCAUACGAGCUGAACUGCCCCCUCGCUGGAAGAACUUGGAGGUGAUGGUCAUAGACCCAUCUGAACUUGACAGCGAUGGGGAGAGAACGCCUCUGACUUGGAGGAUCGUCGAAUUUCGGAGCAGUCCCAACUAUUAA
Molecule: messenger RNA, 1287 nt
Organism: Neurospora tetrasperma FGSC 2508
Lineage: Eukaryota; Fungi; Ascomycota; Sordariomycetes; Sordariales; Sordariaceae
Exons: 2
Coding region: 1-1287 (428 amino acids)
Source: RefSeq, a predicted model, not a curated record